Molecule: messenger RNA, 933 nt
Organism: Quercus robur (English oak)
Lineage: Eukaryota; Viridiplantae; Streptophyta; Magnoliopsida; Fagales; Fagaceae
Product: B3 domain-containing transcription factor FUS3-like
Exons: 6
Coding region: 1-933 (310 amino acids)
Molecular function (GO): DNA-binding transcription factor activity; DNA binding
Source: RefSeq, a predicted model, not a curated record
AUGAAUAUGAUGGACCAACUUCAUGAGAAAACCGAGAUGGCCUCUGGUUUUGUGGCAGGUGGAGAGGCUGAGCUUGGGCUUGUCACUGUGCAGGGGGACAAGACCAAGGCCACCACCAAUCAUGGAUCUGGGUCGGAACCGACCGGUUCGACCCGUCAUGACCUUGUUUCUGCUGUUUCGGGUUUCGGUGUACUCCACAGGAAGAAAAGGAUGGCUAGGCAGAGGAGAUCAUCAUCUUCCACCAUCAAACUUCUGUCCUUUGUUCCUUCUAGCUCUGCCUCGCACGUGCCAUCAUCCCCACUCCCUGGCCUUCCCACUCUUCCUGCACGUGAAAUUGAUCCAAGGAGGUUGAGAUUCCUAUUCCAAAAGGAGCUUAGGAACAGUGAUGUAAGCUCCCUUAGGAGAAUGAUACUCCCAAAGAAAGCAGCAGAGGCUCACCUCCCUGUCCUCGACUCGAAGGAGGGGAUUCUUAUCAGCAUGGACGACCUGGAUGGCUUGCAUGUAUGGAGUUUCAAGUACAGGUAUUGGCCAAAUAACAAUAGCAGAAUGUAUGUACUUGAAAAUACUGGAGAAUUUGUCAAUGCACAUGGCUUACAACUUGGAGACUUUAUUAUGAUUUAUCAAGACAAUCAAAAUCACAACUAUGUCAUUCAAGCAAGAAAGGCUUCUGAACAAGAUGUAUAUAGUGACAUAACUAGGAAUGAUGCUAAUGACCUCUUUCUUUAUGAUUAUGAGCCUUACCGACCAAGUUCCUUGUUUGAGAAUUAUCCCACAGACAAUGCUACAAGCAUGUCAUUUAUCUAUGACACUACAACCUUCUCAAAUGACUCACCGCUUGAUUUUUUGGGUGGUUCAAUGACCAGCUAUUCAAGAAUCGGAUCUUUGGAAGGCUUCGGAUCUGUAGACAACUUUUCUCUUGAUGACUUCUAUUAA